UUUGGAAAGGAGUGCUGGAAGAGGUACGUCUGUGGUGGUUUUAAGUUAUCUACGUUGCUAUAAUAUGACUACGCAUUUAAAGAGAUUUGAUGUUGAAUAACAUAACGAUACGUUCAGUCGCUUCUUUAUCGAGGACAGCAGAGGACUUCGGUCUUAUAAAGCCUGCAUGUUUCUCUUGUGUUUUUGUAUUCUGAAAUCGACGCGAACACGACUGAAGGCAGUCGGUUUUUUUAAAGCUCGUCUGACCGGAAUGGAGGGUCAUGGCAUUCUGAAAGCCUUCCCUAAAGUAAAGAGACCUAGGCCUAAUGAGCAGAAGGACGCGCCUCCCCUCAAGAAGACGUCUGCUGAACCCAUAACAGGUACAGUUUUCCAAGGAACCGAAGUACACAUAGUUCCAGCCGGUAUAGGGAAAGCCAGGUGUGACAUAUUCCAUCGGCAGAUCACCCAGAAUGGAGGACAGGUAGUUUCCGCACUCUCUCCCAGCUGCACACACAUAGUAGUUGAUGAUUCAGUUGAGUGCAAGAGAGCUUUGAGGCUUCUGAAAGUGGAAAGACUGCCCUCUGCUGUUCAUCUGGUCAAAUGCGCUUGGUUGAGUGCCUGCAUCAGCGAGAAAGGUUUACUAGAUCCUAAAGACUACAGCCUUCUUCCCCCUGAGAGUCCCACAGUUGCUCUAGCUGAGGAGUCAAAUGAGACGGUUCCAGAUGCAGCAGCAAUGCGGGAUACUUUAACAGUCCUUGAAAAUCAAGAAAACCCUCAAGAAAGCCUCACAGAGAUGGUGCCAGAGGUUCAGGAGGAGCACCACGAGGAAGAUAUCUCAGGCGUAUCUCAGAACGAUCUGGAGGCUUUGAUCAGUGGCGUUCACCCAUCUGAGAGCCCCCCGACUCAGAGUUCGGCAGAGAAUCCCGUUUUGUCUAAGAAGUGGGUCUGCUCCCAACCAUCCACAACUAAAGGGGAGAACCAUAACAAACACAUAACUGACAAACUGGAGCCACUGGCCAAAGCCUAUACGCACACGGGCGAUAAAUGGAGAGCCCUGGGCUACUCCAAAGCGAUCAACGCCCUUAAGAGCUACCACAAGUCCAUCACUUCAUAUGAGGAAGCAUGCCAGAUCCCAGGCAUUGGUAAACGCAUGGCAGACAAGAUCAUGGAGAUCAUGGAAAGUGGGCACUUGCGUAAACUGGAUCACAUUGGGGAGGAGGUGCCCGUUCUUGAAAUGUUCACUAACAUCUGGGGCGCCGGGGCGAAGACGGCUCAGAUGUGGUAUCAACAAGGAUUUCGCACGUUGGAGGAUAUUCGCACUAAGGCGGUUUUGAAUCACACUCUAAGGAUUGGACUAAAACACUACGAUGACCUCCUUGAGCGGAUGCCAAGAACCGAAGCAAAUGCCAUUGAGAAAACGGUGAAGGAGGCAGCUCACAGUGUGGACACGCAGCUGGUGGUUAUGGCGUGUGGUUCGUACCGCAGGGGCAAGAGCACGUGUGGAGAUGUGGACGUCCUCAUCACGCACCCUGACGGGGAAUCACACAAGGGGGUUUUCAGCAAAGUGUUGCACCUCCUCCAUCAGAGCGGUUUCCUGACAGACGACCUUGUUAGCCAUGAGGAGAACGGUGAACAGAAGAAAUACAUGGGCAUCUGCCGGCUUCCGGGCCCUUCACAGCACCACAGGCGCUUGGACAUCAUUGUAGUGCCCUAUGCGGAAUUUGCAUGCGCUCUUCUGUACUUUACCGGCUCCGCCCACUUCAACAGAUCAAUGAGGGCACUGGCCAAGACCAAACACAUGAGCCUAUCGGAACACUCUCUGAACUGUGCUGUGGUGCGGCAGCGUGGUGUGAAGCUGGUGGCGGGAACUCCUUUACACACCGCGGCGGAGAAAGACGUCUUCAAACUCCUCGGCAUACCGUAGCGAGAACCACAUGAGCGAGACUGGUGACAGGACUGCAUGCUAACGUAUUACAUGACUGCGCUUUACAUGAGAACACUUUAUGAUUUUUAACUCUAUGGAAUCAUGCUGUUAAUGUGGGAGUGCACUAUAGAAUUGCUUUAAUUUGCAUCAUGUGACAUGAAAGUUCUUUUACUGGAUGUAUUUUAAUAAGAGAUGUCAUUACCUCUUGAUGUGUAUUACUUGAAAUUUAUAAAUUAUUAAAGCACAUCAAAAUGUA
Messenger RNA from Puntigrus tetrazona (Sumatra barb), 2159 nucleotides. RefSeq names its product polymerase (DNA directed), lambda (gene poll). The transcript is spliced from 8 exons. Lineage: Eukaryota; Metazoa; Chordata; Actinopteri; Cypriniformes; Cyprinidae. Gene Ontology annotation, biological process: double-strand break repair via nonhomologous end joining. Gene Ontology annotation, molecular function: DNA binding; DNA-directed DNA polymerase activity. The coding region runs from base 167 to 1903 and encodes 578 amino acids. The record is from RefSeq and is a predicted model, not a curated record. Gene Ontology annotation, cellular component: nucleus.